Salvelinus sp. IW2-2015 is the source of this 2414-nucleotide messenger RNA. Lineage: Eukaryota; Metazoa; Chordata; Actinopteri; Salmoniformes; Salmonidae. The record is from RefSeq and is a predicted model, not a curated record.
AUGGUACCUGCACAUCAUCCAUCAGCUCUUUACACUGACAUCUCCAGAGGGCUCUCCAGGACUACUGCUCUACAGAGGAAGCAGCCAUUGGUGGAAGGAAAAGACAGGCUUCUCUACGAACUCCAAUUGAUCUGGAAGACAAUGAUGACUUCCUGGUCUGUCACAAAGAAGAAUGCCCUGGUGCAUUUGAAUGAGCUGAGACCAGGUCUACAGUAUGAGAUAGUGUCUCAGACAGGGCCAGUUCACGCCCCUUUGUUCGCUGUAGGAGUAGAGGUCAACGGUCUCAGGUUCGAGGGCCGAGGCCCCACCAAGAAGAAGGCUAAGAUGAGGGCAGCAGAGCUUGCUCUUAGGUCCUUCAUCCAGUUCCCCAACGCCCAUCAGGCUCACAUCACCAUGGGAAACCUCAACUUCAUCAACACCACAGCACCAACAGACUUCACCUCAGAUCAGGCCGAUCUCGUCCCCGACACGCUCUUCAAGGAGUUUCAGCCAGAAGCACAGGAAGACCAAAUCUUUAAUCACAGAACAGGGGGAAAGGAGUUGCAGUUCGAGGAACCACCAGCACAAGGACAACUCUACAGAACAGUGAAAAAGGGACAGGAGUUGCUCUCCAGUAUCUGUAACCAUGGGAGACUAGUGCGCCUGACCCUUGACCUGAUGUCCUCAGACAAUCAGAAGAGGCAGAGGAUCGGUUCCGCUAUCGUCGGGGAACUGAGGCCCGUGGCUCUGCUCAAUGAGUUAAUGCCAGGCUUGAGGUACGUCUGCCUGACAGAGAGAAAGAAAGGCAGGCCGAUCAGGAGCUUUGUGAUGGCAGUACGGGUGGAUGGAAGGGUAUUUGAGGGCUGUGGGCGCAGUAAGAGGCUGGCUAAAGCCGAGGCAGCAGCCUCAGCCCUACAGGACCUGUUUAACAUCAGUCUGGGUCCUGAGAGGAGCAUCAGCAAUACUGCCAGCUGGGCCAAGAGCGCACAGCUACCUCAGUGCUUUGCAGAGUAUAUCUUCCACUUGGUGAGAGAGAAACACAGUGAGCUGGCUGACUGUUGCUGCACUACCUCCCAGUCGCACAGACGUCACAAAGUACUGGCAGGCAUCGUAAUGACCAGAGGUUUUGAUCUGAGGCGAGCCCAGGUGGUGUCUUUGGGGACAGGGACCAAGUGUAUCAGUGGAGAGUGUGUCAGUGACCAGGGAUGGGCGGUUAAUGACUGCCAUGCUGAGGUCACCACCAGGAGGGCUUUCCUCCGCUUCCUCUAUGCCCAACUGGAGCUUUUCCUCUGCAACUGGCCAGGCAGUUUGGAGCAGUCGAUUUUUGUGCGAGACAAAGAGUCAGUAUACAGACUGAGAGACGGUAUUCUGUUCCAUAUGUAUGUGAGUUCAUCGCCCUGCGGGGACGCACGCCUCAACUGUCCCUACGAGAUCACAGCUACACACCAGAGCGGGUAUAGAUUUGUGAGGAAGUUGCGCUGCCAUCUGAGGAUGAAGAUGGAAGGCGGUGAGGGUACACUUCCUGUCAGCGUACUGAGAGCCAAUCAGAAAUGGCACAGGGGGUUGCCGAGGGAACCUCCCGUAACCAUGUCCUGCACAGAUAAAAUUGCCAGGUGGAAUAUUCUAGGUCUCCAGGGCUCUCUCCUGUCUCACCUGGUGGAGCCGGUGUACCUCCACAGCCUCACAGUGGGCAGCCUGUGCCACACGGGUCACCUGGGAAGGACCAUGGCACGACGCAUGGGGCACAUCGCCCCUCUGCCCUCGUCCUAUAGACGCAACAAGCUACUGCUCGGCUGCCUCAGCAGCAGUGAGGGUCGGCAGCCAGGGAAGUCUCCCAGCUUCAGUGUGAACUGGAGUGCUGGAGACGGAGAGCUGGAGGUGGUGGAUGUCUCCACUGGCAGGAAAGACUCAGGGACACCAUCCAGACUCUGCAAGAGAUCCUUCUUCACUCGCUGGGAGAGACUACACCACCAGCUUAGCAGUCCAGGAGGAGUAUUGGAUGUAGAGGAGUCCCUAUUUCUUAUGUCAGAUAGCACAACGACUCUGUCUGCACGGUCGGUUGAGGGACGAGUGUCGCCUAGGAGUGACGACACCUGUCGGAAGACAAUGGAGGAGGCCAUGAAGACGUACUGUGGAGCUAAGAUGGCAGCAGGGGCCUACCAGAGAGCCAGGCAUAAGUUUGUCGUCUCGCUGCAGGAGGCAGGUCUGGGCAUCUGGAACAGGAAACCACCAGAACAGGAGCAUUUCCAGAGCAGGGUGUGAGGGGUUCUUCUAGAAGAAGCAGUCCAGGGAAUUUUCUUUAGCCAAAUUCCCUCACACGCAGACACACACACCGCAGACUCAGACUCAGACACACACACACAAGCUGUUCCAAUCAUGGUAACUAAGAGGUUGUAAAAUAGAAUGUCACCACGAUAGGAACAGCACAUAGUGCU